UGGUUACCGUAAACGAGGCGAAAGCCAACGCCCAGAGCCGAGACCCUCUCUUACUUACAAGGGCCAGAUUCUAUCUUUGUCCUAGAUUCUCUUCUGGGUCUCGACUACUACAAAACACUUGUGCGUUUCGCUCCCUACCUUUGUCCGCGAACUCAUAUAGAUUGAUACUUGCUCUCUCACGUCUCACCCUUGUCCACCAAACUCACUCGCUAUCUCUUGGUUUGUUCUAUAUGUCUUACUUUAUCUUCCCUUUCCUUCUUUCUUAUUUUCUUUUUGCAUAUGUGUUUGAUUACGUGCCUUUUCUUCUAAGCUUUUAUGGGGUUGUUUUAGUUUACGACGUUGUUUCAACUGCUAUUCACCUUCUCUGUGUGAUUGACCGAUUGUUUUGCUGGGUGCUUCACUUUCGUAGUGAUUUCCAGUUCUAUAUGUCGGUUUUUCCUGCGGUGGUUCUGGGUGUUGGUUGUUUUGGUUUUAUUUUUUCCUGUUUUCCUCCGUUUUUUCUUAGACACGAGGAUCUGGUGGUCAUGCUGGGAAUGUUGAUGACUGAUAAGAGUUAGUGGAUAUAGAUUUCGAUAUAAUUGUUAAAUUCAAUGAACCCUGUGUUGAAGUCUGGCACAAAUGACCUUGUCGAUCAUUUCCAAGCCAUCUUACUUGGGUUGGUAGUUCCUUGACGAAGAAGGCGUUGUGCUUUCCGAGCAGAAGACAGAAGCGCUCCUCAUUUCUCUACAUAUAUGAUUAAGAUCAUCUUAGAGAGUCUUCAUCGUUUGGUUCAGGGGAAGUAGUAUGGUUCUCAGUAUCUUUCAGUUUUGGUAAUGAGUUUUCAUGCAACUAAAGGCUUCCUAAUGAUAUUUUUGAUAAUUUCCUUUGCAAUUAAUAUCAGAAAAAUACUAGCUUGUACCGUUCACUUGACCAUGUAUGCAAAUAUGUGGAUCUCUUAGGUCUUGUAUAUUUUUUCUUCUAUUUGCUCUGGAUGAAUGUAAUGACGUUUAUAAGAUUAUCCUUCCCACUUAUGUCGCUCUUUACUAGUGGAAUGUUCCGUUUGAUCUUUGUUAAGUGAUACCUUUAUUUCUACUUCUGUUUGGUCACUUAAGCCAGAAUUUGGCUUGAAAUUCAUUAUGUGAGGUAUGCUCCUGGCUUUCCUUAAUGAAAAUUACUUUUUGAAGGAAGGAGUUUAUGUGGUGGAGCUUACGUUUGUGUGUGUGUGUUUUUUUUUCUUUUUUUUUUAAUUAACUGUUGUUGCAUAAGAUUUAUAGCUAGUAUAUGGUGCUGGGAUCGAUAUCCUCCACUAAAGAAACAUUUUAGCAGUAGUUAAAGUGGCUCCUCUGCCUUGGUUGGCCAAGACACCAUAGGAUUGCCAGCUUCAAAUGGCUGAGCAUAUACAUUAUAUGCCACUGGUUGGGAGGGCCUUUCUCCAUCAAACUUUAAUGAAGUCACUAUGUCAAUCUCAUGUGAUGGGCACCAAGGUGGACCAAGUCUUAAGCUUCUUCCAUUGGCUUGAUUUUGGAUUUCUUGGAAAAAUGUGUCAAAGAGUAAAAUAGUGAUGGCGGUAGCAGAAGCAAGAGCUGCAUGGCAGAGAGCAGCUAAUCGCUGCUUUGUCCAAGAAGAUGCCAAAAGAGCUCCGAAGUUAGCUUGCUGCCAAUCAUCAUCUUCAGCAUCUAAGCAGGUUGACACUGGACCUACCAAUAAUACAGAUGGGCAAUAUCAUCCUUUCUCUAUUUUUAUGCCUAAAAGGAAUCCUUCGUUUUCCAAUCUUCCCCCCGACACAAGAUGCUGGCUCCAAUUGCAACCAAGCAAUGCGAACCAAAAGGGCUUAACAUAUGAACAAUUGGUUGCAUUGGAGGCCAAAGUGGACACCUUAGGAGCUGGCACUGUAAAUUCAACAGCUAAGCUCGAUGAGGUCCGCCCUAAAAAAGGGGACAUUAUUAAUGACGAUAAUGAUAAGAACUGCAAGUCUUCUCUUGAUAGGCAAUAUGGUCUCUCUGCUGUUCGUAUGAACAAAGCUGUCGAAGCCAGAAAGGAAGAGGUAAAUGCUUCAUAUUGUAAGAAUGCUGAGUAUUGUGAACUAAUGGAAGUAAGGGGGAGAUACGAACACUUGGAUAUGGAUCCUGUUGGUUUUCCAGUUUCCAAGCAAGCCAAUGAGUGUAGCUUAAAUCCAGAAUCUCCAUGGAUUGGGGAUUAUAAGACAGGACCAUGGUGGCAAACAACAGAUAAAGAAGAAUUGGCCUUCUUGGUCGUGAAGAAGUCACUUAACCAUAUUGAGAAUUGUGAUCUCCCCCCACCUCAGAAAAUUUAUGUAGGGAAGCACCCAUAUGUUCAUAGUGGCUGCAUUGAUCAUAAUGAAGCAUUGCUGUCAUAUUCUGAUCGGAAGGCCAGAACUGGUAGCAUUUCCAAUAGGACUCAAGCACAGGGCUUUCCUGAUUCCGGGAAAGCAGAUGGAAAUGAGGUGGCUUCAUCUGAAGAAGGGUGUUCACAAUAUGGUUCUGACAAGUCAUUCAGCAGUUAUAGCACAAACCACAAAGAUAUCACGAAGGCAUUACAAGUUUCUGAAGGUGUCCAUGGAAAAGCUCUGCUGAUUGAAGCACUCUGCCAUUCUCAAACCCGUGCAAGGGAAGCUGAGAAGGCAGCAAAGCAGGCUUAUGCUGAGAAGGAGCAUAUUCUUAAGCUCUUCUUCAGACAAGCCUCACAACUUUUUGCCUAUAAGCAGUGGUUCCAACUGCUGCAGCUAGAAUCCCUUUACAUGCAGAUUAAAAAUACCGACCAAUCAAUUUCCACUCCCUUCCCUGUGGUCGUUCCAAAGAUGGCUUACAAAGGUUGGAAACAGCGAAAGAACUGGCAGAAGGCUACCAAGAGGAGAAGAGUCCAGCGAGGGCGACCACGACAUGAUGUCAAAAGGUGUGCUGCUGCUUUUGCUUUGGGAAUGAGUCUCGUUGGUGCUGGCUUGCUUCUGGGAUGGACUGUAGGAUGGAUGUUACCUCCUUUCUAGUGUACAGCGUUUCACCUGCGCCUUGUGAAGAUUGAUUCAUAAGGGUAAGCAACUGUUUUGAAUAUCUUUUAGACAUUUAUCUUUGUAAAGUUUUAAUUACAGAAGUGCUGAGAUAUGCGAAUAUGUUGGGGCGAAAAUAUUCUGAAUUUAACAUUUCAUCAAAAGAUUUUCUUUGACCCUCUGCAAGGUGGUUUCAAAAAUACCCCGUUGCAAUGAACUGUGAGGACGAGUUAACACUGAUGAGUUAGGAGAGAAACUUUGGAUUUA
Molecule: messenger RNA, 3250 nt
Organism: Carya illinoinensis
Lineage: Eukaryota; Viridiplantae; Streptophyta; Magnoliopsida; Fagales; Juglandaceae
Exons: 3
Coding region: 1541-2983 (480 amino acids)
Source: RefSeq, a predicted model, not a curated record